GCUGAAGCAUUAGAGAAUGAGAGAUAAGGACACAGAGGGGGGAUGAUAAACAGCAAUUAUUUUCCUACCAAUUUAGAUUUUGAAAAUGCUGUGCAGGAUUGAAAUGCUAUUAAAAAAGGCGGAGAUAGUACAGUAUGAGCAAUCAUCAAGCGCAACACACACAGCUUUAAUAUAUUUCAUUUUGAGUAUAGGGCUCUUGGUAUGGUAGGCAAUGUAGUAUGCCAAUGAACUUGCUGCUUUUAACAUCCAACCUUGUGCUUUCCAGCCCCUCUGGGUACUGCAAACUCAACCUGCCUUCCUUUAUUUGUCUCUUUUAUCAAGUUAAGAAUUAUAUAGGAGCUAAAUUAAAUUUAGCAAGGUCAAUUAAAACACAAUGACUGGAUUAUAAAGCGAGAGUGCACCCUUUUAGGCCUCGGUCCAUCCUAUAUCACAUGAUGGCAUUUAAAACAAAUAGUAUCUGAUUGGCCUGGAGGCCCUGAGGGGGCCAUGUUCCCACACUAUAUGUCACUGAAUAUAUUUAUUGUUAGCUGUGCACUGCAGUUCUGGAGUGCUGGUAAAGACAAAUCCAGCUGAAACAACUUUAUUUUUGAUGUUAAAGCAUCGUCAGUGGUUUCCAAGAGUGUUGUCAAGCCUUAGGGGGUUUUAAAUUCAUGUAUAUUUGCAAAGUUGCAACACUGCAGCAGAUUAUUGCUUUUUCUAUGUGAUAAGUGAAUUAGUGAAAUAAUAAAGUUAUAUUAACCUCUUUUUUUUGCCAUAGAUAACAUACAUUCUCGUGUUUCCAUAGUCACUGUAGAAGAGAUGACCUUAGUGUGUCUGCUUGAGGUCAUUUUAAACUGGAGGCUAUGUUAGCACAUUGUUUCGUAAGAGUUUCAUCCAUUUUUUCAUUACUUUAAGCCAUUGCAAUCAUUAUUCUACAGUGGCCAAGCUGUUAAAAAACUUUAUAUUCAAAACUCUUGCAAAUUUGAUAAACACAAGUACAUUACUGCAAAAAACAAAUGCAAAAGCCGUACAUCGAAAAUGACUCAAAACUCAAAAUUUCUGUCUGUUGACAUUUAUCCAUUGUGUUUAGCAACCUACCAUAAAUUAGCUUCAACAGGCUGUACCUAUGUCUCCAUCUAUAGGUACAGCUGAGGCUGCAUUCAUCUGUUUGACUUACGUUAGCUACCUGACAUAAUGCUAAUGUUAUUGCAUAACUAGCUUCGUAAUAGCCUAACAUUGGAGCACGUAAAUAUUAAAAUAUAAAGGUACUGACCAACAUAGGGUUGGGUUCCGAACCCCGGGGUGGGGGAUGCUCUCCCUGUGUCAGUGAGGGUUUUCUCCAGGUACUCCAGCUUCCUCCCACAGUACAAAGACAUGCAGGUUAAUUGGUGACUAAAUUGUCCGUAGGUGUGAAUGUGAGCGUGAAUGGUUGUCUGUCUCUAUGUUUCAGCCCUGUGAUAGUCUGGUGACCUGUCCAGGGUGUACCCACCCCUCGCCCAGUGUCAGCUGGGAUAGGCUCCAGCACCCCCACAACCCUUAACAGGGUAAGCGGUUACAGAAAAUGAAUGAAUGAAUGAUUGAACAACAUGGCUCAUAUGUGUCAAUCAUGCAGGCCUAGGAAUCAUAGUUAGCUAGCAAACAAUGUUUCAUUAAUUCUGAACGGGCAAGUUUCAUUGUCAGCAUCCCUUGACGCUCACUUCCAUUGUUGCUUUUGCAUUUGUGCUACCAGUUAAAGUGCUUGUGGCUUUCAAAUAUGCAAAAGCAUUUUGGAUAUGCAGUUUGUUCGAGACACCUCUGCCACCGUAUUUGUUCAUUACCGUUAGCUGUCUGUUUAAAAAGAUUUUACAACCUCUUAAUGAACUGCAGAAUUAGGCUACAAGUACUCCUGGUUUGAAAUCAGUGGUAUAGAUCCUCUUGCUACUGUAACACUGGCAGGAAGAUAGAUAACUAGAUGGAGGGCAAAGUUGCAGCUCUCUAAAUUUAGUCACCCCUCCGCUCGUGGACUACAUACCAAUGACAACAGUCAGGCUGACACCCACCCACUCAUUCAGUCACUCAGUCAGUCAGCCGGGUCAGGCUGCAGCCCCCUGCGCCCACCCUCCCCACGACAAACUCCACUGCUGGGGAGCGCGAGCACCCACACGGGUCGUACUACUCAGCCUGACCCUCUCGCCUCUCACCUUUCUGACUUCCUGCUCUGAGGAGACAGGCACAAUUUGAGACUCCGCCCUGAGGGUCCUUCAGGACAGGUUGUACUGAUGUGCUUUGUCUCCUGUGACUUUUCGCCUCACCCCCGACUCCCCAGGGGCAGACAUGUCACAGUUCUCCACCAUGACGACCAGGGAGAGGAAAAUGCAGGCUGCAGCAAUCUGCAGGGAGGUUCUAGGCCAAGAAGAUGCAGAAAUGGAUCUGGGGAAGAAAGUGAACGCUCCUAAGGACAUCAUGCUGGAGGAGCUGUCUCUUGCCUCAAACCGGGGUUCCCGUCUCUUCAAAAUGCGCCAGAGACGCUCAGAAAAAUACACCUUUGAGAGCAUUCAGAAUAAAAACAAUGAGCAGCUCAAUAACACAAAUGUUUCUCAAACUGAGAAUGGGGACGCCACGGACGGCCACAGCGGCGAGAACAACGUGGAUGUCGACCAAACACCUACUGUGGUGUCUGACGCACCAGACACAAGCACAGUGCCAAAUCCAGACAGCAUUGCCCCAGGGUACGGAGCUCCUUUGAAAGACGUCCCUCCAGAGAAGUUCAACCUCACAGCUGUGCCAAAGUCCUACCACUCGCCUUGGCAGCAGGCCAUCAUCAAUGACCCGACCCUGGCUGACACUCUCAUCACCCAUAUGCCCGAACCGGAGCCCCGACCAGACCUGCCAGGGUACAAAAGUUUCAACAGGGUGGCGACCCCAUUCGGUGGUUUCAGCAAGGCACCCAGACCUGCUCCCGUGAAGCCCCUCCUGGUGGAACCCCUCCCCGACUACCCUGAGCUCCAAGGGGACGCUGUGGUGGAUCGACCCUCCUUCAACAGAUCUGCUCUGGGGUGGGUGUCAGCAGGCGGUCCAGUCCCACUCCCUGCUGUUUCCCUUGAGCCUGUGCUCCCUGAGUCAGAGGACCUUUGAACCCGUAAUGAGGUCACACAGAGAUGCUGUCAACUUAGUUGCGGCACCAGAGGUUAAUGGUGGACUAGGGGAACGUUUCGGUCAGAACAGAGUCAGGGUUAGAGAAAGUGUAAGGUUAUCAUGUAUGCAGCAUCCCGUGGUUUUCCAGGGAUGUUAGCUAUUGCACUGCUUCAUCUUGCUGUACAGUAGGCAGAGACACUACUGGAAUAAAUGGAAUUCAUUGUAUAAUAA
This is a messenger RNA of Epinephelus fuscoguttatus (brown-marbled grouper), 3324 nucleotides long. Its product is annotated as myozenin-2-like. The transcript has 6 exons. Bases 2293 to 3093 code for a protein of 266 amino acids. The record is from RefSeq and is a predicted model, not a curated record. Gene Ontology annotation, cellular component: Z disc; actin cytoskeleton. Gene Ontology annotation, molecular function: telethonin binding; actin binding; FATZ binding. NCBI's taxonomy places the organism in Eukaryota, Metazoa, Chordata, Actinopteri, Perciformes, Serranidae.